AAGAAGGGACAAAAGAAGAGAGUUACCAGUGCGUGGAUAAAAGUGCGUUCAAAGUGUUCUCGAGGGGUAACCCGUGGCUGGACGUUUGGCAGGCAAGCGUUCUCGGUCUGGUGAAGGAGCCAGGGCCGAGGCGGGUGCAGGCAUGCGGCGGACCUGACUCGGCCGAGGUAGCGUGUUGCAGAAGUGGCCAAUCCAUCAGCCGGGCGUACGAUAAUCGUACGAUGAUGCCGCUCGCGCCGACGCCAAUUGUUCCGGUGCCCUCGAAGCCGAAGAUCGGCUUCAGCAUCGACUCGAUCGUCGGCGGUGGUGGGCAGGGGCGGGAGGACCGCCUGGACCGUUUGGAGCGGGUCGAGAUCGAGAGGGACGAUGGCAGCCCCAUGGACGUGGUCGAGGGCUCCUCCUCCCCCCGCACGCGAAGGGUGACCACGAGAUCGCCGGGCGCCCACUCGGAGGGCUCCGACCGGCCCGUCUCCCGAAGCUCCUCCGUCGAGUCGUAUCCCAACUCGCGGAGGACGCCGUCGCACCCCGGCAGCCACCAUCACCACCACGCCAACCACCACGGCCACCAUCAUCAUCUGUCCACGGCGACGCACCUCGACUUCGGCCGCACCACGGUGCACAGCCACAGCGGAGGAUCGACACCCAACAACAGCCCCAGCCCGCCCCACAGGAUAUCGCACGGGGACUCGCCGGUCGGCGCGCACCCCCAACCCCCGCCAGGGGUCGUCAGGCCCAGCCCCAACUAUCUCGCGCCGCCACCUGGCGCGGCCACCGCGGCCGCUGUCGCCGCCGAACAGUUGAAGUCCCUUUACGGGCUGCCCGGCCACGGCCCGACCGGGCCCCAAACGGGCCAGACCGAGUACCACACGCAACAGCAACUAGCCCUGGCCGCGAAUUUGGCCGCGGCCCAACACUUCCAGGCGGCCAACCUCGCGGUGGCCCUCCAGGCGCAUCAUGGCGCGUCGCCCCACGGGCCACCCCACGGGCCUUAUCCCCAUGGCGGCGCGCCUGGAGGACCCCAUCCACCGCCGCAUCCUCAUCAGCCGCCCAGGGACAGCUAUCCGCUUUAUCCUUGGCUGCUCUCCAGGCACGGAAGGAUCUUCCCUCACAGAUUUCCUGGAGGGCCCGACAUACCGGGCUUUCUCCUCCAGCCAUUCAGGAAGCCGAAGAGAAUAAGGACGGCCUUCAGCCCCAGUCAGUUGCUGAAGCUGGAGCACGCGUUCGAGAAAAAUCACUACGUCGUCGGCGCGGAGAGGAAGCAGCUGGCGCAGGCGCUCUCGUUGACGGAAACGCAGGUGAAGGUAUGGUUCCAGAACCGACGGACGAAGCACAAGCGGAUGCAACAAGAGGAGGAGGCGAAAGCGCAGCAGCAAUCUGGGGGCGGUGGAGGCGGAGGUGGUGGCGGUGGUGGAGGGGGCGGGAACACGAACAACAAUUCCAACAAUAAGAACACCCAUCACGUGAGCAAAUGGCAACAGGAGACCGGAGAUUAUCACCACGAGGAGGAGGAGGAAGAGGAGCACAUCGAUCCGGAGGCGGAGGAGUGUUCUAGCGGCUCGGAGGCGUAGCUAGACGUUCUCUGCCUGGACUAAGGUGCCAGGAAUUGCGUCUGACCGACGAUGAACGAUUGCUCGAAUUUUUGGCAACCGUGGUUCGAUCGACAAGAAAGUAUAAGGCCUAUGUAAAGGAGAAACCUUUUGGAUUUUCUACUGUGCGAUGGAAUUGUCGGAAUUGCCCUCCCGAUUGUAAAAAUCUUGGGAGAGGGGUGUAAAAUCAAGGGUUGCGAUGCAUCGAGAAGAUCUAAACGGGAUAAAAUCGAGAAUUUUGGAAGGAUCGCGAUUUGGAAUUGCCGGAGAAGAAAUUUUUCUUUUUUUUUUUUUUUUAUUAUAUAUUGUGAACAUCGUGUGAAGUGUAGAGAGUUUUUGAAAUUUGAAAAGAUUGGGAAUAAACGAAAAACUUGGAUGGAACGGCUGGAGUUGCUGAACGAUACGGAUAGUGAGUGAUCGAAACGAGUUCGAAAAUUGUCGGUGGAGAUCGAAAAAUUUCUUGCGAUUCGACCAGAAAUUUUAUAUAAAAAUUGUCGAUAGUGAGAUCGCGCGUGUGUCACAAUCUUAGGAAGUGAGUGUUGAAGCGAAGAUCGAUCGUCUUGUAACGAUCGCGGAAGGACUGCUCGAGAAAAAGUUUGAGAGACUUGCGGAAUUGUUGAAAUUCCAAAAUACAUCGAGCGAAGAUGUAAACGAAACGAAAGCGGCAGACAGAAGAGGCUAGGAGGAGACUAGAAAGGAGAAAAGGAAUCGACGACGAUGAAAUUGUCGUGGAAUUGCGUGUCUCGCGAGUUUCCAAAGAUCGCAACCGGUAAACGAAAAUAAACGGCGCACGAUACGUUAUCAAAUACGUGUCCCGCUGACAAGCUCAUGAUCGUUCGAUCGAGGAAUUGCCGAGGAUUUUCCCCAUCGAUCGGCAAUUCCAACAGUCGCCGUUGGACGACGACUGCGGAAGACUGCGGAUAUCCCUGUUGGCAAGACUGACAUAGCUCACCCGUGUUCCCCUCGUCGAAAGCGA
Molecule: messenger RNA, 2562 nt
Organism: Apis florea (little honeybee)
Lineage: Eukaryota; Metazoa; Arthropoda; Insecta; Hymenoptera; Apidae
Biological process (GO): neuron differentiation; central nervous system development; brain development
Cellular component (GO): nucleus
Molecular function (GO): DNA-binding transcription factor activity, RNA polymerase II-specific; RNA polymerase II cis-regulatory region sequence-specific DNA binding
Source: RefSeq, a predicted model, not a curated record